CAUCGUCAGCCAGUGGCAGCAGGAGUCCAAAGAGAAGGUGGUGUCUCUCCUGCUCUCCCAUCUGCCUUUGCUUCAGCCUGGCAACACAGAGGCCAAGUCAGAGUACAUGCGGCUGCUCCAGAAAGUGCUGGCCUACUCCAUCGAGAGCAAUGUCUUCAUUGAAGAGAGCCGUCAGCUGCUCUCCUACGCCCUCAUCCACCCGGCCACCACGCUGGAGGACCGCAACGCACUGGCCCUCUGGCUGAGCCACCUGGAAGAGCGGCUGGCUAGUGGCUUCCGCCCCCGACCAGAGCCCACAUACCACUCACGUCAGGGCUCAGAUGAAUGGGGGGGACCUGCAGAGCUGGGCCCCGGAGAGGCAGGGCCAGGUUGGCAGGACAAGCCACCUCGGGAAAAUGGACAUGUACCUUUCCACCCAUCCAGUUCUGUGCCGCCAGCCAUCAACAGUAUUGGGAGCAGCGCCAACACAGGUCUCCCCUGCCAAAUCCACCCCAGCCCGCUGAAGCGCUCCAUGUCACUCAUCCCUACGAGCCCCCAGGCCCCUGGUGAGUGGCCGAGUCCAGAGGAGCUUGGGGCCCGGGCUGCUUUCUCCACGCCCGACCACGCCCCCCUCUCACCCCAGAGCAGCGUGGCCUCCUCUGGCAGUGAGCAGACGGAGGAACAGGGCUCUAGCCGGAACACUUUCCAGGAGGAUGGCAGUGGCAUGAAAGAUGUGCCCUCGUGGCUCAAGAGCCUCCGCUUGCACAAGUAUGCAGCCCUGUUCUCCCAGAUGAGCUAUGAGGAGAUGAUGACCUUGACCGAGCAGCACCUGGAGUCGCAGAAUGUCACCAAAGGGGCCCGUCACAAGAUAGCCCUGAGCAUCCAGAAGCUUCGAGAGAGGCAGAGUGUCCUCAAGUCCCUGGAGAAGGACGUGCUGGAAGGUGGGAACCUGCGGAGUGCUCUGCAGGAGCUGCAGCAGAUCAUCAUCACCCCCAUCAAGGCCUACAGCGUCCUGCAGGCCACCGUGGCCACCGCCACCGCAACCCCUACUGCCAAGGAUGGGGGCCACGGGGACCCACUGCUGCCAGGUGCUGAGCCUCCCCUGGCCCACACCGGCACAGACAAGGGCACCGAGGCCAAGGACCCACCAGCUGCAGACAGCUACCCCCCUCCACCAGCUCCAGCUCCCACUGAUGGCAGUGAGCCAGCCCCGGCUCCUGUCGCCGACGGGGACAUCCCCAGCCAGUUUACACGGGUGAUGGGCAAAGUGUGCACCCAGCUGUUGGUGUCCCGACCAGAUGAGGAAAACAUCACCAGUUACCUCCAGCUCAUCGAAAAGUGCCUGACUCAUGAGGCUUUCACAGAGACGCAGAAGAAACGGCUGCUGUCCUGGAAGCAGCAAGUGCUGAAGCUCCUGCGAACGUUCCCUCGCAAGGCCGCACUGGACAUGCAGAACUACCGGCAGCAGAAGGGCUGGGCGUUCGGCUCCAACUCUCUCCCCAUAGCUGGCUCUGUGGGGAUGGGGGUGGCCCGGCGCACCCAGCGGCAGUUCCCCAUGCCUCCUCGCGCCCUCCCGCCUGGCAGGAUGGGCCUUCUGAGCCCCUCGGGCAUAGGGGGCGUCUCCCCUCGACAUGCCCUCACCAGCCCCAGCCUCGGGGGCCAGGGCCGACAGAACCUGUGGUUUGCCAACCCUGGAGGCAGCAACAGCAUGCCCAGCCAGAGCCGAAGCUCUGUGCAGCGCACCCACUCACUCCCGGUCCACUCAUCACCCCAGGCCAUCCUCAUGUUCCCUCCAGACUGCCCAGUCCCUGGGCCUGACCUGGAGAUCAAUCCCACCCUGGAGUCUCUGUGUCUGAGCAUGACAGAACACGCCUUGGGUGAUGGGACAGACAAAACCUCCACCAUCUGACAGGACCCUCAGCCCAGCGCACCCAUGGGCUCCUGGGCGGCGGGCGGGGACAACCCCCAGCCGCCUCCUGGGCAGCAAGAGGGUGGGCUGGCUCAGCUACUCGUUCUAAUAUUUUUCUACUCUCACCCUCUUAACUUUUGUUUAACAUUGGCACACUCCUUGCUCACUCCCAGGCCCAUUGAGAGAGACUGCUGAGGCCGGGGGGUUGGGGGGGGGCACCGAGUGGGUGGCCAGGAUAGAAGGGGCAAGGACCAGCCAGACUGCCUGUCCCUCCCCUCCCCUUUCCUUUCCUCCCUACUGCAUUCCACCUGGCCCAACCCCACCCCUGCCUCCUCCAGACUGCUGAGCACUGCCCCUGCAGUAGGGCAGACUCCCUGAUGAUAGACUGACUGCCACCUUGUGAAUCUGCUCUGAACCUCACCAUGGGGGAGGGCAAGCCAGCCAGGAAGUCACUGGAGGAGCUGGGGAGAAAAGGAGGGCGAGGAGUGGAGCCUCUCUCUCCUCCCCAAUGCCUUCCCCUCCAACAUUCCCCCAGGACAGGAGCCGCCUUCUCACCUCUCACCGUGUUUGUCAGAGGUUCUCUACAAUUAAUUUCUUAGGCCUAUUUAAGAUGCAUAUUUAUAUAGUU
Dipodomys ordii (Ord's kangaroo rat) is the source of this 2516-nucleotide messenger RNA. It is a transcript of the gene Samd4b, whose product is annotated as sterile alpha motif domain containing 4B. The record is from RefSeq and is a predicted model, not a curated record. Gene Ontology annotation, cellular component: P-body. NCBI's taxonomy places the organism in Eukaryota, Metazoa, Chordata, Mammalia, Rodentia, Heteromyidae. Gene Ontology annotation, biological process: regulation of mRNA stability; intracellular signal transduction; negative regulation of translation. The transcript has 11 exons. Bases 107 to 1888 code for a protein of 593 amino acids. Gene Ontology annotation, molecular function: protein binding; mRNA binding; translation repressor activity.